CGGCGAGCAGAGCAUCCAUUAGCAGCACCGAUCCGGAGCGGGGCAUCGGCAGGCACUGUUCGCUAGUACAUAGUAUCAGACAGGGCAGCUCUCCGCAGGGGCAGCAACCCGCAUAUCAAAACGCCCAAGUGGAAGUCCAAGGUCAUGACUGCGGGCUCUUUCAACUUACAUUAACGACACUUUACUUGUACCACACACAGUCUUCGUCCAUCAGCCAUACAAGUAUAACAUCAACCCAUCAGACAACAUCCUUUCACACACAUCUUGACACCACUUCGGUACGCUAGUCAUAUAUCACCCAACAUGGCACCACCUUCAUCAGACGACAUCACCUCGGGAGUCUCCAAAAUGUCACCCAAGAACGCCAAGGCUAAGAAGCCAGAGCCUGUUGCCGACAGUUGGGAAGACGAAGAUGUCAGUUCCGAGUCCGAGCCCGAGGCCAAGACCGAGCCCAAGUCUGAGCGUGAGCGUAGCUUUGGUGCGCAGCCGGAAUCAUGGGAGGACGACAACAACAGUGAUGAUGAGCAGGGAGCGCCCUCUCCCCCGCCUUCACGCAACAACCAAAAAAAGCCGGAGCCAUCUAUUACUACCUCUACUUCCAUUCCACCAUUUCUCGACUACACUGGGCCAGGCGGCAGCGCCAGCAACACUUCCUCUUCCUCAGAGUACAAGAGACCCGAGAAGACGGACGCCGUAGCCCGCCGGAUGAUUGCCGGUGCUCUGGGGCUGAAGGCACCCAAGCUGACCGAGGAGCAAAAGGCUUACGACCGGGCCUUGCGCGAGAAGGAGCGCAAGAGGAAGGAGGAGGAGAGAGAGCGGAAGAAGAAGGCAGAGGAGGAGGCCUUGAGAGCCAAGCAGGCGAUUUGGGAAGACUAGGAGCUUUCCAGCGUAUCAUCUCUCACAGUCUCAAUGUGUGUCAUCAACCAUCAAGCGGAAUCAUCUUUAUUAUCUAUACUUUGCGAGGCUUCAUCUUGCUCAACAUCGCUCGACGCCGGCGGCGGCAACCCUUCCCUCCUGAUCAACGGGAGGUGUUUCCCCUUGUGCAUCAACACCAACUGCUCCCCACCCUCGGGAGAAUGUCGCUUUGCGACCCCCAACCCCUGCAGCCCCUCCUGCUCGGCGCGGUGAUUCCACAAGAGCUGUUCGACUUUCCCCUCCCUAGAGCAUCCGAUGAACACCAACGGCCACCGGCUCCUCGCCAGCGCGUCUCGGGUUCCCUUUGUGGCGGUCUUGGAGGCCACCAAGACGCCAAACACUUCGGACCCUCUCCAUCCCACUGGCGCUCCCACAAAUGCGCCCUCCAGCUCCCGGAUCAGAUGAGGACGAGUGCUUUGGAUGGCCUUGCACUGCACAAUGACUCGCAAGGGUCGUUCGGCCGUCGGUACGGACCAUGUGCCUAGGAGAUCGAUCCCGAAAUCAUGUUGCCCUCCCACCCGGUUGAGAGAGAAGCCGUACGCGGUCAAGAGGGAAGCUAUCGUGUAUUCGUAGUGUGUUCCGACAAAGACGGUGGUUUCAUGACCGAGACCGGUGCGCUUGGCAUACUGGAGGAAGGAAGGAAGGUCAUGGUGGUUGGAGGACUUGGAAAGGGAAAUGUUGGCAUCAGUACGUCCUCCAUCAUCUGAGGCGUUGGUGAUGCUGCUGCUGGUGGUGGUGGUGACUGGCGAAGGGACUGCGGAGGACUCGGUGGUAGCAUCUUUUUGAUCCGGCGCAUGGUCGGAAGAGAAGCACCGGAGCGGGUGAGGGCCUGGGCUGCAGUAUAAUCGGCGCGUUCCGAGUCCGAGCCGGGAGAGUCGUGCAACCAUGGGUCUCAUGGUGAUGUUGAGCCUGUGCCUUGUAUUAUUCGAUAUAUGUGCUGCUUUUCCCCCUCUUGUAGAGCUUUUGUCCAAUCAAUUAACCCAAUAUUUGAUGCUUCAACCUGAUUGUAUUAUUUUCAUGCCCACUCGACCAAGAGCCAG
Molecule: messenger RNA, 1955 nt
Organism: Neurospora crassa OR74A
Lineage: Eukaryota; Fungi; Ascomycota; Sordariomycetes; Sordariales; Sordariaceae
Exons: 1
Coding region: 304-876 (190 amino acids)
Source: RefSeq, a predicted model, not a curated record